Molecule: messenger RNA, 373 nt
Organism: Microtus ochrogaster (prairie vole)
Lineage: Eukaryota; Metazoa; Chordata; Mammalia; Rodentia; Cricetidae
Gene: S100a2
Product: S100 calcium binding protein A2
Biological process (GO): endothelial cell migration
Molecular function (GO): calcium ion binding; calcium-dependent protein binding; transition metal ion binding
Source: RefSeq, a predicted model, not a curated record
CGUAGGGGUCAGCACAGGAUAAACCUCAUCCUGGGAAAGCCACCUUCCUGAUAACGGGUUCUCCCCUGACGGAUUCAAGAUGUCCAGUCCACUGGAAGAAGCUCUGGCUGUGAUGGUCUCCACCUUCCACAAGUACUCCGGUCAAGAGGGUGACAAGUUCAAACUCAGCAAAGGGGAGAUGAAGGAGCUUUUGCAUAAGGAACUGCCGAGCUUUGUGGGGGAGAAGGUGGAUGAGGAGGGACUAAAGAAGCUGAUGGGCGACCUUGAUGAGGACAGCGACCAGCAGGUGGACUUCCAGGAGUACGCCGUGUUUCUGGCCCUGGUCACCAUCAUGUGCAACGACUUUUUCCAGGGGUCCCCAGCCCGGCCCUGA